Molecule: messenger RNA, 555 nt
Organism: Uranotaenia lowii
Lineage: Eukaryota; Metazoa; Arthropoda; Insecta; Diptera; Culicidae
Product: endocuticle structural glycoprotein ABD-5-like
Exons: 2
Coding region: 95-409 (104 amino acids)
Cellular component (GO): chitin-based extracellular matrix
Molecular function (GO): structural constituent of chitin-based larval cuticle
Source: RefSeq, a predicted model, not a curated record
GCUCGAAGAUGACAUCAGACCCCUAGUAGAGCAGACCCAAAGAACUAGUGCCUCUCUUUAGUGCGUUAUCUGUGCUUGAACAAUUAAAUCAAAAAUGAAAACCGCCCUAGUGUUCGCCGCCAUCCUGGCCCUUAGCUUGGCUGCUCCAGUCGAAGAUCGGGAUGCCCAGAUUGUGCAGUUCGAAAAUGAUAACCAGGGAAUUGGGGGUUACAACUUCAGAUACGACACCAGCAACGGAAUCCAGCGAUCGGAACAGGCUCAGCUGAAGAGCUUCGGGGAUGAUAUCUCAGCUCUGGUUGUGCGAGGAUCUUACUCCUACAUUGGUGCCGAUGGCCAAACCUACCAGGUGAACUAUGUUGCCGAUGAGAAUGGAUUCCAGGCCGAUGCUCCCCAUAUUCCACGGGCAUAAGAAGGAGUCCGGUUCUGGAUAAAGCGAAAAAAAAAAGUCAAAACUCCACCGAUGAUUUUUGUUGAGUGUUUUUCCUCGUUAAUGAGAGUGUUUUUUAUUAUGAUUUGAAUGACGUGAGAGAUUAAAAGAUGCUGUGAGAUAUUUAA